This is a messenger RNA of Raphanus sativus (radish), 1773 nucleotides long. RefSeq lists its product as uncharacterized. The coding region runs from base 1 to 1773 and encodes 590 amino acids. The record is from RefSeq and is a predicted model, not a curated record. Gene Ontology annotation, molecular function: cysteine-type peptidase activity. NCBI's taxonomy places the organism in Eukaryota, Viridiplantae, Streptophyta, Magnoliopsida, Brassicales, Brassicaceae. Gene Ontology annotation, biological process: proteolysis. The transcript has 5 exons.
AUGUCAGUUACAAACAUUGAUAUUGAAGACUCUACCGAGCUUGAUUGGACCAACGAUGAAGAAGAUGUUUGUGUUGACAACAUGGUGAACCUCAUUGAGAAGAAGUAUCCGUUUUCCUCACCCUGUUUUGGCGGUGGCGUAACCAAAGCCGGACUUAUUAGGUUGCAAGAGGAGGCCAAAGCUGAAAUAGGCAACCGCAAAUCAAGCAAGACAAAGGCCUCUACUCCCACUGUGGUACAAGAAUUGUUUGAUGCAGAGGGCGUGGCAGCAGCUGUUAAAGAAAGGGUGCGUGAAUAUUUUUCCAAGCUGGGGAAUCAAAUAUCAAUGAAUCAGGAAACCUUCAGUAGUUUUCGAACCCUUGUUCUGUCCAACAUCAAAGACUUGUUUGAUAAAGUAGACAACAUUGGGGGGAGGAUUACAAUUCUCACCGACCUUGUAAGGAAACAUGAAAAUGUUUCUUUUGCUCAUACUCAAAAGCCUUCAUCUCGCGUUACGUCCGUGGAAGACGCAUCCAUGCAGACCGAUAACGUUGCACACACGAUUAUUGACGAUGCUAUCGCCUUCGCUAACCGUUCAUCCAACCCACUUAACGCAGUUAAAGUGGCAGGGGUUGUUGGUGAUGAGUUUCCGGAGGCAAAGGCUGAAAGGAAAGACAGUUUACAGUCACCCUUUCAACGAGGAAAUAGUCAUCAACACCCACCACCUGAAGCUGAUGAAAUUCCUGAUUCGGUUUACUCUAGAUCCUGCUCUUCUAUUUCCGAAGCCUACUUUCUCUCUUGGGCUAACUCAGGAGGAAAUACCUCAUGCCAAACAGAAUGGCAGCGCACAGCUGUAGUCGAAGAAGAAGAGGUUGUUGAUGAAACUAUAGAUGCAGAUGGUGAAGAAGCAGUUGGUGGGUGUUGGAAAAGCAAACUUCCCAAGGUUCCUCCCAAAACUCUGCUGGGCCACUAUGAAUGUGAUAUACGUUUCUUAAACCAAGCAAGAAAGGCGGUUGCUGACUCUAACAACCUUGGCGGUACUAUUGACAAUCCAGCUAAGUUUUCGGUAAUCCUUGUUAAGAUGAAGGAGGAAUUUUGUAUAACCACUGAAAGAGGUGUUCUCCAGAGCAUCGAGGUUUACGAGAUUGUAGCUAGAACAAACCCACUGUCUCCAGAGGUUGUAGAUGUUCUCAUGUUCCACCUAAGUUCAAUGUUCCAAUCCCUCUCUAAUGCAAACCUACCAGCCACAUCAAUGUUCCUGGAUAGCCAGUUCGCUGCUCAGCUUUCAAAAACGUAUACCAAGUUCUCAAAGGUUACCAAAAAGGAUAGCUUCAAAUUUUCGAGCACUGUCACAGAAGUCAUUAUGGAGAGAGAGUCACUAGGUGAUGUCGACCGUUUUUACUUCCCUUUCAACCUCGACAAAAAGUAUUGGGUAGGCCUAUGUGUCGAUUGCAGUAGCUGGUCCAUCUCUGUGUUAGACAACAACAUAUCUCUGAGGACCGACUACAUGAUGAAAAAGGAACUUCGUCCAAUUGCGCAGAUGUUCUCAUAUUUACUUAAACAGGUUGGUAAACAAGGUGCUGGAAGAGAAGGCAAACUCAUGACACUAGAGAGACCACGAUCCAUCCCCCAGCAUAAUAACAUAACAGACUAUGCAGUGUCUUCUGUGCUGCUUAUCCAAGCCCAUGCCAUUGCGGGCACUGAAGUUUGGAAAUGUAAAACCGCCGACGUCCUUGAUAUAAAGGCCGAAGGACUUGUGGUCACCAUGUAUGAAGUUAAUGUGGGGACGCUAUAG